ACGCACGCGCGCUGUUUGGUGAGGGGCCAAGUUUGGUGGUGACCAUGGAGAGGACGCCGUCGUCGUGGUGCAUCCUCCUGUGUGUCGCCGCCGCUUCGGCCGUGGCGGCGGCGGCCCCGCUGCCGCAGUACUACAACGCCAUAUUCAGCUUCGGCGACUCCUUCUCCGACACGGGCAACUUCGUCAUCAUCAACUCCGGCAAGCUGCCCAACAUGCCCAAGUUCCCGCCGCCCUACGCCCGCUGCUCCAACGGCCGUCUCGUCAUCGACUUCCUGGCCGAGGCGUUGGGAGUGCCGCUGCUGCCGCCGUCGGCGAACAAGGGCACCAACUUCAGCCAGGGCGCCAACUUCGCGGUGAUGGGCGCCACCGCUCUGGAGCUCAAGUACUUCCGAGACAACAACGUGUGGAGCAUCCCGCCGUUCAACACCUCCAUGAAGUGCCAGCUCGAGUGGUUCCAGGAGGUCAAGGAGACCGUCUGCUCCUCCCCGCAAGAGUGCAAGGAGUUUUUCGGCAAGGCGCUUUUCGUGUUCGGCGAGUUCGGCGGCAACGACUACAGCUUCGCGUGGAAGGCGGAGUGGAGCCUGGACAAGGUGAAGACGGAGAUGGUGCCCAAGGUGGUGGAGUCCAUGAUCGGCGGCAUCGAGGCGGUCCUGGAGGAGGGCGCGCGGCACGUGGUGGUGCCGGGCAACCUCCCCGCCGGCUGCAUCCCCAUCACGCUCACCAUGUACGCGUCCGAGGAGCGCAGCGACUACGACCCGCGCACCGGCUGCCUCAAGAAGUUCAACAGCGUGGCCCUCUACCACAACGCCAUGCUCCGCAUCGCCCUCGACCAGCUCCAGCGCCGCCGCCCGGACGCCCGCAUCAUCUACGCCGACUACUACACCCCCUACAUCCAGUUCGCCCGCACGCCUCACCUCUACGGGUAUAAGAGGGGCGCCCUGAGGGCGUGCUGCGGCGGCGGCGGCCCGUACAACUACAACAUGAGCUCAUCGUGCGGGCUGCCCGGCGCCACCGUGUGCGACGACCCCGACGCGCAUGUCAGCUGGGACGGCAUCCACCUCACCGAGGCGCCCUACCGCUUCAUCGCCAACACCUGGCUCAAGGGCCCCUACGCGCACCCGCCCCUCGCCAGCGUCGUCCGCGACGACAUGGUCUAUUAACUAGUAACUCUUAUGUUAUUAACACACACACACACACACACACACACACACACACACACACACACACACACACGAUGAUCCUCCAUGACUAAACGUCCGUCCGCUUUCUCUACGUGUGAACCACGCCACGCCUUCAUACAAUUCCGUGUGCGUGUUUUGGUUUGUAAUAUUAUGCUUAGCAAGUUACAUAGGCCGUGUCACGGGAAGGUGACCUCCGAUCUUUCUGACGCCGGUACCGGAGAGGCGCCAGCCUCUACUGUCUUGAUAUGAUGAGUUGGACACAUUGUAAUCAUUGGUUGUAUAUUGGCAAGUAAAUCGAUUAGGUUUUUUGUUCUUGUUGUUGUUGUUGUGUCGGCUGUAAAUUGUGAAAUGCCUUCUCCGUGUUACAGAUGAACAA
Molecule: messenger RNA, 1557 nt
Organism: Triticum dicoccoides
Lineage: Eukaryota; Viridiplantae; Streptophyta; Magnoliopsida; Poales; Poaceae
Product: GDSL esterase/lipase At5g45910-like
Exons: 4
Coding region: 45-1160 (371 amino acids)
Molecular function (GO): hydrolase activity, acting on ester bonds
Source: RefSeq, a predicted model, not a curated record